Molecule: messenger RNA, 4146 nt
Organism: Lichtheimia ornata
Lineage: Eukaryota; Fungi; Mucoromycota; Mucoromycetes; Mucorales; Lichtheimiaceae
Exons: 11
Coding region: 1-4146 (1381 amino acids)
Source: RefSeq, a predicted model, not a curated record
AUGGGUCCCAUUAACGAUACAGAACUCAAAGUUGGUGUUCGAGUGCAGGUGCAAGGCAAAACAGGCACCAUUCGCUAUGCUGGCACCACGAGCUUCCAAACAGGCAAAUGGAUUGGCAUUGAACUCGAUGAACCAUCGGGCAAGAACAGUGGUAUCGUUCAAGGCAAACGUUACUUCGAUUGUCGUUUGAACCAUGGUGUCUUUGUUCGUCCUAGUCAAGUGCGAGUACUUCCAUCACGAUCAUCCAGUUCUACAAGUGAGGAUGAUGCCCUAAGCUCGCCACGAUCGGAUAGAAGCAGUGCCAGUUCAGAACGUUUUGCUCCUCCUCAAGAUCCCAAUCUUACAGCAGCUCGAUCGUUACAACAACGAACGCCUUCACCAUCAUCUACUCUUUUACCUUCACGUAUAUCAUCACCAGGUUCACGUAUUGGACGAUUACAUCAACAAUCAGGUGCUUCUGGUGGUGGAUCAACUGCUCAAACAGGUCUUCGAAGGCCUACCAUGAUUGCAUCUCCUCGCAGUAGUGCUGUACCAACAGCGAGUGUCACUAUUGGCCCUGGUAGUGGCAAAAAGAGCAUCAUACGACGACCUCGUUCAGGAACACAAGGAUCUUCAAACAACAAUCAUCCUGCCACUAAUUCAGCAUCAUCAGCUGGUGGAGCUUCACGUGAAGCACGUGAUAGACAGCUACAUUUAUUACGAGAACAACAACAGCAACGCUUACGAGAUCUUCAAGAACAUCGUGAACAAUAUGAGCGUGAUGAACAAGCAAGAACAGCUGCAACUCCUGAUAAUGCUGAUGAGGAUCAAGAUGUGGAUAAUGAAUCAACCAAACCAGAGGAUGAGGAUGAAGAUGAGGAAGAAGAGGAUGAAACGCCUGCUACACCACCACAGCAACAAGAUCUACCACAGCAACAACAACAGCAACAGCAACCAGCUGCACCACCCUCAGCUUCCGUUUAUGGCACAUUAGCACCAUCUAUGCCUGUCAGCAAAUCCGAGCAAACAGUGCCGAUGAAGGAUUAUGAGGAAUUGAGACUCAAGCUCAAGAUUUUGGAAACAAAGCGACAAGAAGAUCGAGAAAGGCAUCGAGAGAAUGAAAAGGUCAAAGAAGAAGCUGAGCAAUUUUUAACUUUGCGUAAUAAACUUCAAGACAAGGUUGCUGAAUUGCAAAAGGAUUUACGGGAGACGAAACGGCAGCUCAAGGAAACAAGUGAAGAAAGAGAUGCCUUUGAAUCCAAGUAUACGGAUGUCAUUGAAUCAAUGGAAAUGAUGACUUUGGAUAAGGAGGUCGCUGAGGAACGAGCUGAGAAUUUGCAACAAGAAGUCAAUGUGCUCAAGGACAAGAUUGAGGAGAUUAGUGUGGAUUUGGAUGUAUUGAAAAAGGAAGCAGACAUCCUCAAUCGAGCACCAGAGAAUACGGGCGAAGAAAAGACGCCGCUGGAAGUCAUUCAACUUGAACGACACAAUGACCGUCUCAAAGAAGCAUUGAUGCGAUUACGUGAUGCUACGCAAGAACAAGAAGCUGAGCUCAAUCGUAAGAUCAAAGCAUUGGAAAAGGAGAACUAUGAAUUGGAGGAUUACAAAGAGCAAUAUGAGCGUGUCAAGGAGCAACUUAGUGAUGCUGAUAUGCAGAUUGAGGAUCUCAAGCAGCGUUUGGAUGAUGCCCUUCAUGCUGAAGACCUUGUUGAGCAGUUGACUGAUAAGAAUCUUACGCUGAAUGAGAAGAUGGAGGAGAUGCGUGUGGUGAUCCAGGACUUGGAGGCUCUCAAAGAAUUGGCUGAUGAAUUGGAAGAAAAUCAUAUGGAAACCGAGAAACAACUUCAGGCUGAAAUUGAUCACAGAGAUAUGCUUUUACGAGAACAGCUCGAGCGUAUUCGUUCAGGCGAAGAGACCAAUGCUGACUAUGAAGCGACCAUCCAACAAUUCCGAGAACUCGUCAUCAACCUCCAAAACGAUCUUGAGCAACUUCGACAACAAGAGCAAACGCAACAAUCCGAACGCCAUUCAUUAAGCAGCCAAUCACAAGCUAUGAUGUCACUCAAUAUGCAACUCCAAUCCACUGUCAUGAAGGCACAUGCUAAAGCUGUCGACCUUGAACUUCGCAAAUUGGAUGCAGCUCAAGCCAAUGACCGAUUGACUUAUGUUCAACCUUAUCUUCCCGAUUCUUUCUUCAAAACCGAAAACGACCCCAUCUCUUGUCUCUUACUGUUUAAGCGCCUUGCAUUCAAGUCUGAGCUCAUCAUUAAGCAACUCGACCAAAAUCAUCCAAUCAGCGAAAAGCUUAUGGAUACCAUCAACGAGAAUCUUGUAUCGGUUUGCGAGAUGAGACAACGAGCUGGUUGGUUAAGUGAUCUAGCCAAGCGCUUUGUCACCUUUAUUCAGCAUUGCAGCCCCGAUAUCUUUACUCGAAUGGGUCAAGUUUACCAUGAUCUUGUUGGCACCGAGCGUCGUCUCAACGGCAUUGUCGAAUUGCUACGUACCGAUGAAUUGAAGGAAAGCGAAUGUGUAUCCGAUUUACAACGCAUGAUCGCGCAAUUGGAACAUCUCACAGAAGUUUAUCUUGUACAAAACGGCGAAUCAAUUCUUGUGGAUCAGUUCUUUGGCUUGACACGUGCUCUUGAUCUCAACGCUGAUCGAAUGGCAGUGGAGUUGACAUUUGUUAAGCAAGCCGUUGAUAAUGCGGUGAGAAAAGAAGGCAUCAGCAUUACUGAAGGAGAAGAGCGAUUGGAUUUCGACUACCUUGAGCCUUUGGGUCGCCUUGUGAGUCAAGCCAAGAAUAGUAAGAUUAUGGCCAAGAAAUUAUUACGCCAACUUGAAGACUUGUCAGAACAAGCUUUGAUGCUCAAGUCCGAACAUCUUCAUCGUUUCAAGACACUUUAUGCUAUCAGCACCAAGCUCAGCCAAUUUUGCUUUGAAGUUUACAAGCAGAUUGCCGAAUACAUCAACGCCAAGCGAGGAAGCAAGGAAGAGAUCAGCCUUGGCAUCAUCCAACAGAUCGUCUAUAGCAAGGCGGAUGAGAUUCUGGAAAUUGCAGAAAGCACCAUGUGGGAAGGUUGCUUGCGUACGCUAAAGUCGUUGACCAACGAGCUCACAGCCACAAUUACUCGAAUCGACAAUGAUAACAAGAUGGACAAGAUUGCUACCGGUAUUGCACCAUGGAUCCAGAGAGCUUCUGAUAUGAAGGCUGAAGUGGUGGUCAGCCAUGAUAUGGAAAGAAAGUUGCAGCAACAUAGCGAUGAGAUUGUCAAGUUGAUCAAGGAUAUCAAGAUGAAGGAUCAGGCAUUACAAGAAUCGAAUGUAAAGGUGGAAUGGUUGGAGAAGCGUAUGACAGUGGCAAAGAAGCAAACGGAGCAAAUUGCAACGCUUGAGGAGACCUUGGCGAAGUCACAGGCUCAAGAACACAUGUAUGCCGAAGCAAUUGAGAAUCUGCAGGCAGAAUUCGAUGCCUUAGAACAAGAGCAUGGCAAGCUCAAGGCUGCAGCGGCACAAUCUGAGAUGAAAUGGCAGAUGGCAGCCGACAACAAAAAGAGCGAACACGAUCCUUCGACAAGUGACACUAGUACAAAGGAGACUGAAGUGGCCAACUAUAGCCAUGUGACCAGCCAGCUUGAGACCUUGAAGGCUGUCAUUCAAUACUUGCGAACAGAGAAUUCGCAUCUCAAGAGCCGUGAUAUCAUCUCAUCUUUGCAACUUGACAAGCUUCCAGAACACAUUGAGCACAAUGAAGAGGAGAUCAAGAAGAAGGAGGCCUUAAGAACAAUGGCUUUGGAAACGCGUGUAUUAAUCAAGGACAUGCGUGCAGCAAGUGCAGUACCCAAGGUGGUUGCCUUGGAUGGAGAACGAAGAUCUGGAAAAUGGCACAGCCAAAAGCGAACACCCAGCUAUCAAUACCAAACACAGCAAUCAGUGCUUUAUACUCUCAAACAUCGCAGCGAUCAACUUCGCAACAAGAUGGAAGAAUUAAAACCACCAUCAUCAGCUGCUACGGCCAACACUACACCAGCAAGAUCACUACAACAAGCAUUGACGCGGUCAUUAGCAAGGAUUCAGAUACCCUCUCUGUCAUCUUCUUCCUCGUCACAUCGCAUACAGCUCACAAGUGCUGCUGAAUUUGAGCGGAUCCAUAGCGUAUUCCUCCGUUAA